Messenger RNA from Syngnathus acus (greater pipefish), 2651 nucleotides. RefSeq names its product transforming growth factor, beta 3 (gene tgfb3). The transcript is spliced from 7 exons. Gene Ontology annotation, biological process: BMP signaling pathway; transforming growth factor beta receptor signaling pathway; regulation of cell population proliferation. Gene Ontology annotation, cellular component: extracellular region. NCBI's taxonomy places the organism in Eukaryota, Metazoa, Chordata, Actinopteri, Syngnathiformes, Syngnathidae. The record is from RefSeq and is a predicted model, not a curated record. The coding region runs from base 364 to 1581 and encodes 405 amino acids. Gene Ontology annotation, molecular function: type II transforming growth factor beta receptor binding; cytokine activity; growth factor activity.
CGCAGCAGUCGGUGCACUGAGUGGAAGAAUAAGUCUGCAUGCAGCAUUGCCUACUCACCCAAGUGGAAGGAUAGAGCGCCGUGCAAUGGAGAGAGUCACCCGCGGUGCACAGUGUGCGAUGCCCUAAGGGGAAUGAAGAGUUGGACCACUAGAUUUAAUGAAGGCUUGAGAUUCUUUUGCACCAUGGCAAGGAUUUGCACACGCGCAAAGGCGCACUUUGCUAAGAUGUCAUAGCGCUCAAGAUCAUGGAACUUCUCCAGGAACCGAACUCACUCACAACGUGAAUGAAAAGAGGAAGGGAAUUUGCACUCCGCGCGGUUGUUUCGAUCUUUUACCUGGGCGGCUGUGAGCAGAGUGUGAACUAUGAAUCUGGCCAAAGCGCUUCUGUUGCUCCUGCUCUCCUGUUGCGUGACAAUGGUGCUGUCGCUCUCCACUUGCACCACCGUGGACAUUGACCAUAUCAAGAAGAAGAGAGUGGAAGCGGUACGGGGACAGAUCCUCAGUAAACUCCGAUUGACCAGUCCGCCCCAGACGACGGGUCCAAGCCAGGUACCGUUCCAGGUGCUGGCCCUCUACAACAGCACCAGGGAACUCAUUGAGGAGCUGGGAAGAGACCGGCAGCAGAGCUGUGGGCAGGAUAACACGGAGACCGAGUACUACGCGAAAGAGAUUUACAAGUUCAACAUGAUCAAUGGACCGCCUGAAAACAAUGACCUACCCUACUGCCCAAAGGGAAUCACCUCUAAGGUGUUCCGCUUCAACGUCUCUACAAUGGAGAAGAACUCCACCAACUUGUUCCGGGCUGAGUUUCGGGCCCUGCGGAUCCCCAACGCCAGCGCCAAGAAAAACGAGCAGCGGAUCGAGCUCUACCAGAUCCUCCAGAAAGACGACCCCAAAGCCAAGCAGCGUUACAUCGGGGGCAAGAACGUUCUGACCAAGGGGAUGCCCGAAUGGGUCUCUUUUGAUGUUACGGAGACAGUGAGGGAGUGGCUCAUGUACAGACAAACUAAUCUUGGCCUGGAGAUCAGCGUCCACUGUCCAUGUCACACCUUCAAGCCCAACGGGGACAUUAUUGAGAACGCCAACGAGGUGCUUGAGGUCAAGUUUAAAGGUACGGAGCCAGAUUUUGACGACCUGAGCCGGACUAAGAAACAAAGGGAGCAGCUGUACCCCCAUCUCAUCCUCAUGAUGCUGCCCCCACAUAGGCUGGAUGCACACUCCUCAUCCCGCAGGCGCAAGAGGGCACUUGACACCAAUUACUGCUUCAACAAUUACGAGGAGAACUGCUGUGUGCGACCACUUUAUAUUAAUUUCCGCCAGGACUUGGGUUGGAGGUGGAUUCAUCAGCCUGAGGGUUACUACGCCAAUUUCUGCUCUGGUCCUUGUCCUUACUUACGCAGCGCUGACACCACACAUAGCACGCUGCUGAGCCUCUACAACACCCUGAACCCGGAGGCGUCGGCCUCACCCUGCUGUGUACCCCAGGACCUGGAGCCCCUCACCAUCCUCUACUACGUGGGCCGCUCACCUAAAGUGGAGCAGCUGUCCAACAUGGUGGUCAAGUCGUGCAAGUGCAGCUAAGAGGCGUCAGGGACCUCAGAGACACCUUCCUGCACUACUCAGGAGCGGUCCAGAGGGAUUUGGGGAGCCUCCGUUGCCCCACUACUUCAGUCUUGUCCUAGCUCCAUUUCACUAUUGAAAGGCCUGCAGACAUUGGUAGCAUUUGGCCCAGUUUGACUGACGUGGGUGCACUCUCAAACCCAACAGACCUCUUGAUGACCACCACCUUUGUUUUUGUUUUUUUUAAACCAACUUUCUUAUGUUUUUACUUCAUAUUCCAGCAUUUUUGAACAGCUCGUACCUCAGCGUAUUCUCAUCCUGUUUUUAUCUAAAGAGGAAUGGAACAAAAAUUGUCUUGGAAUGACCACUGCAUUCUUAAGGACAAGAGAGGAUGGAAAAAAAAAACAAAAAAAAAACUGCCGGAGAAGAGAGACUGAACUCAGCAUGACAGGACACAUAGGACACGUUUGGAUGUCCGAGCUGGAAAGCAAUGCUGUGCUACACUGUGUAUUUAGGAUUAAAUGCCGUUAAAUAAAAAAUGAUUUUAGGAAAAAAUGUUAAAAAUGCUGGAAACCAAUCUAGUUAAAGUCGUAUUUCAACGGUGAUGUUAUUACCUCUGCAUUGCAACGGGAUGGUGAUUCUAGGGAUUAUUUCAAAUGGAAGUGAAGCCCUUCUUUUAUAUGAGAGCCAGUCAUACUUAAUCGACUGCAGGGGGGGAGGGGUGGGGGGUGACGUGACCAAUUCAUCAAUUAUUAGUAUUGGAAUGGCAGAAUCUUUGCCUGUAUGCUCUGAAUUCAAUCUUUAAUAUCAGUGUUGUAUGGCGGAGGUCUGCAUGGAUGUCAACAAUAACUUGCAUCAUAUUUUUUCUGAAGUCAUGAUUGAAUCAACAGCGUUUGCUUUGAGGCAAACAAUCAAUCAAAUUCCUAACGACUUAUUAAUAUGCCGCUCCCUAAUGAUGACAUUGAUGUCACUAAGUGAACGAUUUUCAAAAGAUCCCAAACUGUAAAUUAUGUUGUGCUUACUAUUGGAAACACCCUUUUUUUCUUUGAUGAUUAAAAUGACAGUUGGGUUGAGCUGUUUAGUAUUAGGAA